Messenger RNA from Talaromyces amestolkiae, 1620 nucleotides. RefSeq lists its product as uncharacterized. The record is from RefSeq and is a predicted model, not a curated record. The transcript has 3 exons. NCBI's taxonomy places the organism in Eukaryota, Fungi, Ascomycota, Eurotiomycetes, Eurotiales, Trichocomaceae. The coding region runs from base 1 to 1620 and encodes 539 amino acids. Gene Ontology annotation, molecular function: amino acid transmembrane transporter activity. Gene Ontology annotation, biological process: amino acid transmembrane transport. Gene Ontology annotation, cellular component: membrane.
AUGGCUUCCGAAAUCGAGGAGAAGCAUGCAUACAAUGAGAGCAACGAGCUGUCCGGCCCGAAACAUGACCUGGCCAUCAAUGUUGGCGGCCGGGGAGCCACCCAGCGACGUCUCCGGAAUUACCAAAUCCAAAUGAUCGGACUGUGUGGGGGUAUAGGAACUGGUCUGUUUGUUGGAACAGGUGCUGCUUAUGCCAAGGCCGGUCCUGCUGGGUUGCUGUUGGCUUUUAUCAUUGUCGGUAUGGUUCUGUGGUGUGUUAUGCAGAGCAUCGCGGAGCUUGCUACGUUACUGCCUUCUGCCGGAUCGUUCCCGCAUUGGGCGACAAGGUUUAUUGAUCCCUCUGUUGGGUUUUCAUUGGCUAUUUCGUAUGGCUAUUGUUACACAAUUGCUAUUGCUUCCGAAGUGUCUGCUGCCGCUGUGGUGGUCUCGUACUGGACGGAUUUGACACCUGCCGUGGUCAUUACGGUAGGACUGGUCCUGAUCCUGGCUUUCAAUCUGGUAAACGUGAGAUUCUAUGGCGAUGUCGAGGUCGUUAGCGGUUCGAUCAAGGUUCUGUGCUUUCUCGGACUCCUCAUCGUCGCGAUUAUCAUUACCGCAGGAGGAGCGCCCAACCACCAGACUACGGGAUUCAGGUACUGGCACAAUCCCGGUGCUUGGACAAAUUACAACGGAAUCACGGGUUCGACAGGUCACUUUCUUGGAUUCUUGUCUUCCUUCGUCAAUGCAUCCUUCAGUUUCAUUGGUGUUGAGACCGUUGUCAUCGCAGCAGCCGAAGCCGUCGACCCGCACGAAUCAAUCCCCAAAGCCGCUCGACGAGUGACAUAUCGCAUCGCCCUUUUCUACGUUCUUGGUGCAUUGUUGAUCGGAAUGAUUGUCAGCCCCACCAACCCUGAUCUUGUUUCCGGUAGCGGGAAUGCCAACAGCUCUCCCUGGGUUAUCGCUAUCAAAGAAGCUGGCAUCACCGCGCUUCCAUCCAUCGUGAACGCUUGCAUUCUGGUUUCUGCUUGGUCCGCAGGAAACUCUUACUGCUGGGUCGGGUCGCGAAUGAUUGUGGCUAUGACGACAGAUGGUUACCUGCCACAGGUAUUUGGACGAGUUACGAAGCAGGGUGUUCCAUAUGUUGCAGUCAUUACUGCCUGGCUGUUUGGGCCAUUCGCAUAUUUGAGUCUUGGCUCCGGCGGUGCCGCUCAGGCUUUCUCGUGGCUUUUGAAUCUCAGCACCGUAGCUGGCCUCAUCGCCUGGGCUACGCUUUCGUUCUGUUAUAUCCGCUUCCACGCCGCUCUCAAGGCCCAGGGCAUUAGUCGAGACACCCUUCCAUGGAAAUCUCCCUUCCAACCAUAUGCCGCAUGGAUUGGAUUCGUUGGUUCGACCAUAAUUGUGCUAAUUGCCGGUUUCCCUGUUUUCUUAAAGGGUAACUGGGAUACGUCGUCAUUCUUUGCGUCGUAUAUUGGAAUUCCGAUUUUCAUUGUUCCUAUCAUUGUGUGGAAGCUUGUUUACCGUACUAAGUUUGCUCGUGCCGCUACUAUUGACCUUUAUUCGGGCCGUUUGCAGGAGGGAGAAGUGAUCGCGCAUCACAAGCCGGAUAACUGGUGGCAGCGUAUCCUGGAUUGGGUAUUCUGA